This is a messenger RNA of Triticum aestivum (bread wheat), 1690 nucleotides long. Its product is annotated as bifunctional riboflavin kinase/FMN phosphatase. Gene Ontology annotation, biological process: riboflavin biosynthetic process; glycerol biosynthetic process. Gene Ontology annotation, molecular function: riboflavin kinase activity; sn-glycerol 3-phosphatase activity. Bases 179 to 1273 code for a protein of 364 amino acids. The record is from RefSeq and is a predicted model, not a curated record. Lineage: Eukaryota; Viridiplantae; Streptophyta; Magnoliopsida; Poales; Poaceae. The transcript is spliced from 10 exons.
AUUGCGUCCCCGAACCUGACCGGUCGCGCAUCGUUGCAAAUGGACUCCGAUUCCACCUGUCCCCUCGUCGGCCUCCUUCCGCCCCGACCCUUAAAUCCCAGGAGCAGCCCUCCCUCCCACGGCGCCCAAACCCGCCAAUCUCCUCCGUGACUCGCCUUGUCUCCUCCGCGAUUCAUCCAUGGCAGCGACGCAUCGGGUCUCCGCCGUGAUCUUCGACCUCGACGGCACCCUCUUGGACACAGAGAGGGCAACAAGGGACGUCCUGAAAGAGUUCUUGGGGACCUACGGGAAAGUCCCAGAUGCGGCCAAGGAGGAGAAGCGAUUGGGGCAGAUGCACAGGGAGUCCACAACCGGGAUCAUCGCAGACUAUGGGUUGCCGAUCACCGUCGAGGAGUAUUCAGAGGCAAUAUACCCGCUGUAUAUCAAAAGGUGGCAAAGGGCAAGCCCACUUCCAGGGGUUAGCAGACUUCUCAAGCACCUCCACAAGAAUGGAACACCGCUGGCGCUCGCUUCAAAUUCCAUAAGGAGAAAUAUUGAUCACAAAAUUUUGAAACUAGGAGAACUGAAAGACUGCUUUUCGGUGGUUCUUGGUGGUGAUCAGGUCCCUCAUGGAAAACCUUGCCCUGACAUAUUUCUAGAGGCUGCAAAGAGACUUGGUGUAAAUCCGUCGUCAUGUUUGGUGAUAGAAGAUUCUCUUGUUGGAGUUCAGGCUGCCAAGGCUUCUGGGGCGAAGGUAGUUGCUGUUCCAUCACUGCAAAGUCAAAGGCAUUGUUACUCAAUUGCUGAUCUCAUCCUCUAUUCACUGCUAGACUUUCAUCCUGAGUUGUGGGGUCUUCCCCCAUUUGACGAUCGCAUUCAAGGUGCUUUGUCGAUGGAACCAUUACUCUCGAAUGCUCAGAUAGGUGAUGCGGUUCUAAACAAUACUCAUACAGUUAUAGCAGGUGAGCGUACCUACGACUCUAUUCCUGAUCAAAUAUCAGGAAUUUUCUUUGGUUGGGCCAAGUCGGAAACUUAUGGAGUCUUUAAAGCGGUGGUCAGCAUUGGGUGGGACCUUUCACCGGGAAAAUUCGAAAGAGUAAUGCACAUACGUGUUCUUGAUUCUCACUACAAGACCAAAACGGAGGAUCCCUUGGAGCUUUUAUUAAUUGGUUACAUCCGGAAGCUCCAAAGCUCGGAAAAUAUAUCUCUGUCAUAUGACCAUUGUCAAAACCUUGAAUGCAAGUCCAAGCAUGAUUAUAACUUUUGUUGCAGGAAAAUAUAUCCCAGGCAAUGAGCAUAACUGACGAAGACCAGGCCACUGCAAGAGAUGCACUAGACUUCCCAGCUUUCUCUGAAUAUGCAAAGGCAAGGGGUGCAUUGGACCUCCCAGCCUUACCUGAAUACGCAGAGCCACGAAACGGCCUUCUUCUUGCGUGAUACAUGGCGUGUCACUACAAGCUAUCUGAUAUUAUUGACAAGAUUGCGGGUAUCGCUUAUUUUCCUUGAAGACAUGUAGGGAUUGCUGGGAGAGUUGUAAGAGCUGUUGGGAAUGCAGCUUGCGUGGAAUCUCUCGAUAUUGUCAAUUUCUUGGUAUCUUAUACACUGUAAUAUUUUAUUUAUCAUUGUGUGUGCCUUGUCGCGUUGAUAAAAUGUGUACAGACAAUGAAGUGGGGGUAGAAAAUGAUUAUUUACGGGCUGAUGGUUUUGAGCA